Molecule: messenger RNA, 1520 nt
Organism: Acipenser ruthenus (sterlet)
Lineage: Eukaryota; Metazoa; Chordata; Actinopteri; Acipenseriformes; Acipenseridae
Product: 5'-deoxynucleotidase HDDC2-like
Exons: 6
Coding region: 125-772 (215 amino acids)
Cellular component (GO): cytoplasm
Molecular function (GO): 5'-deoxynucleotidase activity
Source: RefSeq, a predicted model, not a curated record
UUCUAUCGCUUUCUUCUUGGUAUAUUUUUGUCUGCAGCGCCAUCUACUGUCCACCAGCUUUAAUCCGUGCGAGUCUCUCGCUGUCUCAGGCUGCAAAUGUUUACUUCCGGAGCAUAGCAAAGACAUGGCAGCCUCCACAUCGAAAGCCAGCAUGCAGAAUUUACUACAGUUUAUGAAACUUAUAGGACAGCUAAAGAGAGUACCUCGGACAGGAUGGGUGUAUAGGAAUGUGGAGAAACCAGAGAGUGUAUCUGAUCACAUGUACAGGAUGGCUAUGAUGGCCUUUUUAAUUGGUGACACAAAGCUCAACAAAGACAGAUGUAUAAAACUGGCUCUGGUUCAUGAUAUGGCAGAAUGUAUUGUUGGUGAUAUAGCACCAGCAGAUAAUAUCAGCAAAAAUGAAAAACACAGAAGAGAAGAAGAAGCAAUGAAACAUUUGACUGGGCUGCUAAGUGAAGAUGUAAAAAAAGAGAUUUAUGAGAUAUGGGAGGAAUAUGAGUAUCAAUCCAGCCCAGAGGCCAAGUUAGUGAAGGAACUUGACCAGUUUGAAAUGAUUCUUCAAGCAUAUGAAUAUGAGGACCAGGAGAAGAAGCCAGGGCGAAUGCAAGAGUUUUUCGAUUCCACAAAAGGGAGAUUUCAUCACCCAGAAGUUGUCCAGCUAGUCAAAAGCUUAAAUGAAGAAAGAAAUUCCCAAAUAUCUGCUGCAGGCAGCAGUUCUGAGAGUUCCCUACCACAGGCAAUACAGUCACAGCUGCCCAAAGAAACAUUAUGAGGAACAUACACUUUUUAAAUACAUAUGUAAAAUACCUCACACUGCUUUUUGUCGUUCCAUACACAACACCAGUUUCUGAGGUGCAUAGGCAUGGAAUCAUCUCGGCUUUUGCCAUUUCAAGCAUGUGUUUCAGCUGGGUUUUUAUGCUCUUGCAGCUAGGACCUCCUGUAGCAAAGCAUUUAUUUUCCUGGAGAUCGAAGCCCUGCUAAUAAGAAUAAUGGUAUGGUUCAUUUGAAGAACCAUCUUUGAGCUGAUUGACCUUGCACAUUGAUUCUGGGGCCAUGAUAAAGCUACACUUGUAUGCAUCAUUUCAUUUGAAUUACCUAUUGAAUUAUUGUUAGUCAUGAUACACUGACUAAACAGCUAUUCAUAGAAACAUUCCCCUCGUGCUCCCCCGCGAAGAGGAUAUAGUGGAGGCGGUCAAACGUACAUAUAUCACACUUCACACAUUUGUACUGGCGAACUGCCUAUCCAAUUGUCAUUGUCAUAUUUAGUUUAAGAACAUCAGAUCCUGGUGAUUUAUGGAGGGGUUCUGCCAGUAAAUCUGUCCAUCUUUAUGUCUCAGUUACAUGUUUGCAUUUAUCUGAAGAACUUGUCCAGUUGUCAAUUGUAUUUAGCUUAAGUUAUUAAGAAUAUCAUAUUCUGGAGAUACAUAUGGAUGUCUGUUCAUCCAUCCGUUUGUAUGACAUCUUUUUGCAUUAAUCUGGAGAAUAGCUUAUCAAAUUGUGAUUAAACAUUUCCGUGCUAA